GCAAGUCAGAAGGUCACAAGGCUUGCAGGGUAGCUGAGACAACCCGAAACUGCGGGGGCCCCCUUUACAAAGAAAGAAUAAAAUGGGAGAGAAUGAAGCUGGUUUACCUAACAUGUCUUUGCAAGGUAAAAAGAUGGCUUAUCAGAAGGUCAAUGCAGAUUUAAGAGCCUCAGGACACUCACAGUACUUAGACAAUGAUGACAUCCAAGCCACUGCCCUUGAUUUAGAGUGGGAUAUGGAGAAGGAGCUGGAAGAGCCUGGCUUUGACCAGUUCCAACCAGAUAAUGCUGAGACUCAGAACUUGGGCCAUUCAGAAACUUUAGACCUCCAUCUUGAUUCUAUUCAACCAGCAAGUUCACCCAAAGGAAGGUUCCAGAGACUUCAAGAAGAGUCUGACUACGUUGCCCACUACACAAGGUCUGCACCCAAGAGCAACCGCUGCAACUUUUGCUACCUUUUAAAAAUAAUUUGCAUAGGCACCAUUCUAUUUAGUUUUGGAAUUCUAAUAGGUUAUUAUGCACACAUGAAUUGCCCUUCUGAUGCCACACCAUCACGAACAAAUGACCCUCAGUUAUACCAGGAUAUUCUCAAGACGAUCGAAGCAGAAGAUAUUAAGAAAUCUUUCAGAACUUGGGUACAACUCUAUAAAAGUGAAGAUGACCUGGAGAUUUCAAAGAAGAUUAAGACUCACUGGACUGCAUUGGGCUUGGAAGAUACACAGUUGAUGAACUACUCAGUGUUGCUGGAUUUCCCUGGGUCCUCUCCAGGCACCAUCACUGUGAGCAGCACUGGCCAGUGCUUUUAUCCUGAUGGCCAACCUUGCGGGGAAGAAGCCAGAAGAGGCCAUAGCCAAGAUCUGCUCUCCUCAUAUGCAGCCUAUUCUGCCAAAGGAACUCUCCAGGCUGACGUCAUCGACGUGAGUUAUGGAACUGCAGAUGAUUUAAAAAGGAUCACACAAUUUAAAAAUACAACAAAUCAAAUUGCACUCCUGAAAUUAGGAAAAUUACCACUGCUGUAUAAGAUUUCCUUAUUGGAAAAGGCUGGCUUUGGAGGUGCUCUUCUCUACACUGAUCCUUGUGAUAUACCAAAGUCUGGAGAGCUUAGCUCUGAGACCUUUAUGGUGACACUGAAUCCAGGAGGAGACCCUUCUACACCUGGGUACCCCAGUCUUGAUGGAAGCUUUAGACAGAACCGACCAAACCUCACCUCUCUGUUAGUGCAGCCCAUCUCGGUAUCCUUUGCUAAAAAACUCAUUCCUCUGCCAAAACUGAGGCUGGAUGAUGAUGCCUGUCGCCCUCUAGAACUUCCACAUAAUGAAAAAAGAACUGUCCGUUUGCAAGUUCAUACAGUCACAAAAUUUAAAACAGUGACUAAUGUUGUUGGUUAUCUAAAAGGCUUGACAUCACCAGACCGGUAUAUUAUAGUUGGCAGUAACCACCAUGUUGGACACAGUUAUAAUGGACACGAAUGGGCCAGCAGUACUGCAAUAAUCACUGCGUUUAUCCAAGCCUUGAUGUUACGAGUGAGGAAAGGAUGGAGACCAGAACGCACUAUUGUUUUCUGUUCAUGGGGAGGAACGACUUGGGGCAAUAUUGGCUCCUAUGAAUGGGGAGAGGAUUUCGCGAAGAUUCUACAAAAGAAUGCUGUGGCUUACGUUAGCCUCCAUAGUCCGGUCCGCGGCAACACCAGUCUGCAUCCAGUAGCAUCUCCGUCUCUCCAGCAACUGGUUCUAGAGAAGAAUAAAUUCAACUGUACUAGAAAAGCUCAGUGCCCAGGAACCAAUGUCAGCUCUGUACAGAUACAAGGUGAUGCUGAUUAUUUCAUCAACCAUCUUGGAGUUCCAACUGUGCAGUUUGCCUAUGAGGACAUCAAAGCAUUAGAGAGUCCAAGUUUUCUCUCUGAAGCCAUUUUUCCUAAACAUGCAACAAAAAUUGAAGAAGUCGAUCCAUCUUUCAAGCUCCAUGAAGUCAUUACUAAGCUCUCAGGAGAAGUAAUUCUACAAAUUGCCAGUGAACCUGUUCUGCCCUUCAGUGCCCUUGAUAUAGCCUUAGGAGUUCAAAACAGCCUUAAAGGUGAUGAGCCCAGUGUCCCUCACCUGCUUGCCAUGGCAGCACGCCUGAGGGAAAGUGCUGAACUCUUCCAGUCAGAUGAGAUGCGGCCUGCUAAUGACCCACAGGAGAGAGCUCCUAGCCGUGUCCGAAUGCUGAAUGACAUCCUUCAAGACCUGGAGAAGAACUUCCUGGUUGAGCAAGUGCCACCAGGUUUUUAUAGAAACAUCCUGUACCAUCUUGAUGGGAAGACAAGCCAGUUUUCCAUCCUCAAGGAAGCUUGGGAGCAGUGCAGUCCACUGGCAUCAAAUGAGACCUUUCAAGAGGCCAUAUCAGAUGUGCUGAAUAGCAUUAAUUCAGCUCAGGUUUCUUUCAAAGCAGGAUUGGAUGUGUUUGAGAGUAUCUUGGUUGAAAAGAACUGAGAAAAUACUCAGCAUUUUAAAGUUUGUUUACAAGUAUACAAGCUAAAGCUCUAAUUUGGCCAGGUACUGUGUGUGUGUGUGUGUGUGUGUGUGUGUGUGUGUGUGUGUGUGUGUGUGUUUGUGUAUGUGUGUGUGUGUGAUAUCGAAGACUUUCCCCCAAGUUUAAAGCUAUUAUAUGGCAUAUUUUUAAAUGUACAUAAGAAAGAACAUUUUGCACAUUUUAAAUAUUUUCUUAUAUCCAAAUUUUAGUAUGUAACAGCAAUUACUGAAAUAAUACCUAAUAUUUAUCUAUUAAAGAGAAAUAUGCUGUAUUUUUAUAAAUAAAAAUCUUGGGAGGGGGUUAAGAUGUUCUUGGAAACAUCAUUGCUGUAGGCAGAAUGUGGAAGAAUGCCAGAAUUCUCUCUGAUAAAAUCUCGAGUGACUGAGUUCCUAUGUUAGACAUGGAAACCUGAUAAUGUUUCAGACAACUUUUCAAGUAACUGUUCAAUAUGAAGAAGUAAUGCAUUUUGAAUGAGUGAUUGAUGCCCAGAACCAUUUUGAAUGUUUCUAUUUUAUGAAAUGAAGUUCCUCUUCUUGACACAACUAGAUGUAGUGACUCACUGGUUAUGAAGUUGUAUUUUAUAAGUACUAAUGAAAAAAGAGCCAUAAACAUUCCAGGGGAAAAACUCCUAAAAAACUGGAUAGAGCAAUUUAAAUGCAAAUUCUUCCUAAGGUGACAAGUUUUGAAAACCUCAAAUUGCCUCAGUUGAUGCUACUUGAACCUCAGCAGUGAUGUAAAUUUGACCAGGGAGAGCACAUUCCUUUUUCACUUCUGUUGUUUCCGAUGGAGUGACAGAACAGGGAAUAGGCUAAAGGAGAGCAUCUCAUAUGGCUGCCUCCCCCUUAUAUCUUCCCACAACCCCUUGCUGUAAAGUGGUUUUAACAGAGCACUGUAUAACUACAAUGGAAAAAUGGCACAAUUUGUCUUUGAAAAUCCAAAAUAUCAUCCAAUAUAUCUAAAUGUUGUUUUAUAUUACGGCAAAACAAACUCUACUAUAAAAGAGAUGUUUAUUCUUAUCAACAAAUUCUCCAAAUACAGGAAGAAAGUUUACCAUUUUCCCCUUUGUUUUCCUUCAUAGUGGCUAAGGUGAAAACAGUAAAUCGGCAUGCCACUAGGCUAUCAAAAUGGAGUGCUUUAGAGCCUUUGUCGGCCACAAUCCUUUCAUGUAGGAGACGGACUUCAUUGUCCUUCAAUAGCACCACAGUCCAUAGUCCCUUCAAACUAAAAAAUUCUUCCUAGUGAUGGACAAGAAAAACUUUUACCCUACUUUUUAAACAUAUUUGUUCAAAAAAUAUGUUUCUUAUGUUGAGUAAUGCAGUUUUCCUUUGAGAAUAGAUUACCAGAAUAUUUCUUAGGGCAUUUCCUACCAAUUUCAACCCUGAAACAAUUGGCACUACAUGGCCAGGGGAAUGCUGUGGCUAUCCCUAUGUGUCUAGGAUUUUACUUUUUUUGGAUGAACAUAAAAGUAAGGUUAGUUAAAAAGAAAGCUAGAGUUGAGAGAAAAGAUUUAAUCAUCAUUGACUAAGUUAUAAGAGGUAGCUCUUCCCAACAUUAGUAAUAGUUUUAGGCUCAAACCACAGAACCGGGCCAAUUAGCUAGAUAAUUCAUGCAGAAACACAUAUUCAUCUGAAGUGCCUAUGUACAUACAUUUUCAUACGAGAAAUGAAACUACCUUGUACUAUUUUUGAUGUACUUACUUAAUGUAAUUAUUUGAAUCAUGCUUGUUUGAGAAUGUUUGCCAUAUUGCUGACUGUGUGUGGGAAGGCCCCACAAGGGUCCUGCUUCUUGCUCAUCGUCUGCAGAGAUGACCAGAAAAAGAGUGACAGAAUGCUCACACUGCCUGAGAGUCAAGCGUAUUCAUCACUGAAUCCAAGGUCAUGUAGCUAUUUGUGUGGAGCUGAAUUUAAAACAAAAAAUGAUAAAAUAUCUUUCAUUUGGUAGAUUAUCAUCUUAGAUCAAAACUCUAAAUUGUUUUAGUACAAUAAUUCAAAAAAAUCAUGGAGAACAGACAGUCUUCUAGAUUUUUUUAAUGACUCUGUUCAUAGGUAAAUCUAUUCACAUAUGAAUCCUAUAUUCCUUCCUUCUAAAUUUAUUGAAUUUGCUCUUUGAAUCCUACAGUUAACCCUUUACUGGCAUAUUUUAUUAGAUCAGUUAAAAGAUCAUAUAAAAAGAUUAAAUUACAUUUAAAAUAGAUGUCUAUGAAUUCUACAGAUUCUGCCCCACAUGUUGAUUAUAGCGGAACUCUGAGCUAUGUGUCAUAGUAUCACAGCUAUGACAUGCUUACCUCAAAACUUUUUCAGAUACAUAGCAUGUUAACUUUCCUCAGAACUCCUAAGUGAAUAUAGUACUGAGCAAGGUAAUGAUGGGUGGUAUGAAAACCAGUAGUAUUUUCAAAUUGAUACUGAGACUUCUAGGUAUCAAAUAUUUCUCAAAGUACUUCAUAUAGAAUUGGUCCCAGGAGGUAACAAAUCAUAGACAAUCCAUUGCCAAGAAAAUGUGGACAAUAUGUGCUGUGAAUUUGUGUCCAACAGGAUAUCUAGGGAUAUUGCCCCAGGGCUAGAGACAAAAGGGAGCCUCAGUGACAGUCAAGACUAAGGUCGAGGAUACUACCUUUAAUCAUAAAAUCACCACUAUCCCAAUCUGAUGCAGUAGUACCUGAAGACAGAUGAUGGAGAAACAUGCACAUAGGCAUUCAUUCUGAGAGUGACUAAUGCUGCUUAGAUUUUCAGCUUCUUGACCUUCUUGCCCAGUGCUCAUUGCCUGCUCUCCCAGAAGAAUUACAAAUGAACUUUCCAGUGAAUUCUUUGUAACCAGCCACCAAGUCAGAUGCUGCUGUGGGCUGGGAACACGAUUUUAAUGCCAAGAAAACUCACACUUUGGUCGUACUUGACAAAAUGUUCCCAGGCAAUCUGGCCCAAGAAUAUGAAGUCUGAGGAGUGACUCUAUAUGACACCAGAAGUCAGGAUGGAGGAUCCUGAAUGAAAAGUUAUUAUAGAGACCUGUUAGCUGGGAACAUCAACAGUAUAAAUCAGUGUUUUUGAAAUGUGAAAUCUGAGGAAAGAGCUUUUAGAAUAUCUAUUCUCAGAUUCAAUAUUAUCUAUUUUAAUAAUUUCUAAUCUGUAUCAAUCCUGUAUUCUGAUUAAAAAAAAACAGCUCUUGAAAGCCUAUGAAAAUAUAACAAAGUCAAAAUCCCAAAGAUUUUGAGAAUGCCAUCAUUAAAACCCCAAAAUGAGUGGCUGGCGAGACACCUCAGCAGACAGGAGCACUGGUAAUCCAGUCAUGACGACCUGAACUCAGUUUCUAGCACUUACUGCAGGCAGCUCAUACUCCAGCACUAAGGGAUCCAUUGCUCCCUCCUGACCUGCAGAGGCGUUGUGUACAUAUUCACACAUGAAGAAAAGAAGCCCUCAACCAAACUGUAAUAAUAUCAAAGAUGACCUGUUUUAUCAGUAAGAGAAGCCAUGUGUAUCCAACAUCUAUGCCAGCCAUGGCAGACACUGGUCUAGACAUGGUUCACUUUUGUUUUUCUUUUUCUGGUUGACUGUAUACAGCAACUCAUUUAAGAAGGAAAAAACAAGUUUAAUGAGACAUGUUUAGAAUGUUGUAUUGUCUUUUUCUUCUCAGAGGGACCCUGUAAUGCCAAUGUGGCAUUCCUUACACCAGACACUGCAGGAAACACAGUUCUUUUGAUUUGAAAACAUAAUGUGAUGUAACAUUUUGAUAGGAGCUUUCUAUAUAUGACCAGCCUUAGCUAGUUCAUCAAUAGCCUUGGCUAGCAGCAACUUCAACAUAAUUGCAAAAAACCUAAAAAGUACCAUACAUAUUCCCCAGUGACUGUAGCCCUCCUAAAUAAUGGAGUGCCUGUUUAAGUUUGAAGCAUUUAGAAACCUUGAAAACUAAGUACCCAAUUAUAUACUAUCAAGACAACUAGACUUCAAGUUAUCAUUCCAAACCAGAAUCCAUUAAUCUCAUAAUAUCCUCCUCCAAAUGUCUGUACAAUUCACUGAGAAAACAACGAGUGUGUUCAUACAGGACUGGGCCUAUGUAUCAAAUUUCAAAACUACAAUCAACUUCUUAAAUACAUAGCAUGUAAAAGUUUUGUUUGCUGGAAAGAUAAGUAUCACACAAAUGAAAUAUCUGUUAAUAUCUUAUUAGUGAUGAGUCAGCACCUUGCUUCAAAUUAAAAAAAAAUUAGUAUUUGCAGGAUAAAUUGGUAGACUUAGCCAAUAAUGUUCUCCUAAGACACUCUAUACUAUGUGUAAUUAAUUUCUGCAAGAAUUAAGUCUUCUCUGAUGAUUACAUUUUGGCAUCUCAUUGGUUUAAUGUAUUACUGAGGUGUGCCUUAGCCAUACAUUUGCUUAAUAGAAAGGAAUUUCUUUAAACUAUCUAUACAUGUGCUAAGUGGAAGGGAAAUGGUGUUGCAUAUUCUAAUAAAUUCCUUUCCAGCAUGUUUCAAAACAGGACUUAGAAUUCAGCCUAGGGAUGGGAAAACAAGCACAUGGUAUUUGCCUAGCUAUGCUAGCAAAUUCAAAUCUGUUCCAUGAGUUUCAUUUACUUACUUAAAAAUGGCUCAUUAGAGUUUGCUAUUCUGAAAUCUGAAAAAGGGUUGCAGAGUCCAAAGUACCCUAUUGAGUGUGAAUGCCUUUCAGCUGAAUGGAUUUGUUUUAUUGAAUUUUGAAUGUGAAGUAACAUAAGUUUGAAGAAUUACAAACUAUAAUGUAGAAUGUUGCUGGUCAUCACCAUGUCUACUCAGAAAUAUGUUGUGUUUUCUUUCUAGAUAAACUCUAGAAAUGGUAUUCGGCAUCCCCUUUUUGAAGUAGUGGUUUUAGGAUUCAUCUAUUCAACAUAAGUGUAUCUGUUAACCACCCAGAGUUUUCAUUCCAUAAUACCUUUCUAUUACCCUCCAAAGAUGUACAGUAAAAGUGCCUUUAGCAUGAAGAGAUUGUCAAGAAUCCUGAAACCUGAUUUACUGUGAGGUGACAUGUUUCUUAAAGGCAUUUAUAAUCUCAUAUUCAAACUGGAUCAGGAUUUUAAGAGUAAAGGAAUUAAACUGAGGCAGAUUUAGGGCUUCCUGAUGUAAUGUUUCUGGUUAUCUUAAUGUGUGUUUGGACAUACAGCUAGUUACAAAGCUUGCAAUAAACAAAGUAGUAAUACUGAGGUUUUUAGCCAAAAUCCACUCAGCAAUGCCAAAGAAACACAUGGCUGCUCUGCUUUCUUAUUUCCAGGAUUCAGUCAAGAAUUAGACCAUAAGCCACUCAUAGACUGCAUACACCCAAAGAAAUCUUUAACGAAUAUACACAAAGCCUAACAGUAUUCACUCUUGCUUCUUUGAUAGCUUAAGCCAAUUAGCACUGAAGUAGUUUUUCUCAGAGGAUAACGGAUUUUAUUUUCUUGGGUCUAAUUAAUAUGCACCACAUAAGUCUUGAGAAUGACCACACAGGUGCCUAUGCUGUCAUAUGUCAUAUGCUAUAGUUCUGCAAGCUCAAGAUUAAUAUGCAAUUGUUAUUAUGAAUAAUUAUGCUGCAUUAAUGUUGAUAGUGGUCUUUUGUUCUAAUUAAAGUGCAAACUUGGCAUCUGUGUAGAACUUCACUGAAGAAGUUGAGUCAGAGUUCCUAUUUUAAUGGACUACAUAUAUUUUUCAAUCAAAAUGUAUAAUUAUUUAAUUAUAUCUGCUCUUCAGUAAUUAUAACUUUAUAGAUCCUUCAAGGGAUUGUAUUCACUGUGGCCAUGCAGAUGGUUAAUACCUGGAUUUCACCUUUGGGAUUUCUUAGCCAUUUAAGAAUGUCUUUUCAGUACAUACAGUAGAAUUUUAUUAAUAUUAAUAAUAGUGCUUUUAUUUGGUUUCAUAUGCUAUGGAUGGACCUUACUCUGAAAGUCAGAACAAAACACGACUAAUUUAUAAGGAUGAUUUUCCCUCUUUAUAUAUAGAGAGCUAAAUAUAUAAACAAACAAAAUAUUUCAUUAUACCAUUGCAGCUUGUUUGCAAGAAGCAAAAUACCCAGAUGGUUAAGUGUAGCUCAUAUAAUUAUAUUCCAAGGAUGUUAUAAAUAAUUCCAUUUAGUGGCUAAGCCAGACUCUAUUAGGUGAUUGAGUAUGUACAUUGCAAACAGAAGGGCUUAGUGGCAAAUAUAUCACACACAUUUUAACUUUCUAUUUAAAAAAAAUUGUGUCCAGAUUAAAAAAGCUUCCUAGAGCACUCUGAAAUUUUAAUUUGUUUUUAUAGACAUCCAGUAAAUUGUUUGGCAUUUUGAUAAUCCUUUUCUAUGUGGGGUUCCAAUGUUCAUAUAUACAGGUGUUUAGUAUUUUUAGCUUUUUAAGUUGUGUUUGUAAUGCAACAACCCUUAAAUUG
Molecule: messenger RNA, 8859 nt
Organism: Peromyscus eremicus (cactus mouse)
Lineage: Eukaryota; Metazoa; Chordata; Mammalia; Rodentia; Cricetidae
Gene: Naaladl2
Product: N-acetylated alpha-linked acidic dipeptidase like 2
Exons: 14
Coding region: 83-2470 (795 amino acids)
Source: RefSeq, a predicted model, not a curated record